Molecule: messenger RNA, 933 nt
Organism: Colletotrichum higginsianum IMI 349063
Lineage: Eukaryota; Fungi; Ascomycota; Sordariomycetes; Glomerellales; Glomerellaceae
Product: Phytanoyl-CoA dioxygenase
Exons: 3
Coding region: 1-933 (310 amino acids)
Source: RefSeq, a predicted model, not a curated record
AUGCCCAAUGUUUCAGCCAACUACGGGCCUGAAGUCCAAAAAGUCCCCGCAGACACACCCAUAGAAGACAUCAUCUACCUCCUCAAGCGUGAUGGCGGCGUCUUUCUCAAGCAACUCAUCCCCGUCGUCGACGUAGACCAGGCUUGGGAAGAAUGCCGAGAACGCCUGGAAAACGAUGUCGAAUGGAACGGCUCGUUCUUCCCUAAGCAGACGCAGCGGGCAACUGCCCUGCUAGCUCUCAGUCCUACCUAUGCCAAGACCCAAGUAAUGAACUCCGUCUACCAACAAGUGUGCGACCAUUUCCUGACCACCCGAAGCUGUUUCUGGUGGGGUAGCGAAAGAAAGGAGUCGGUGUCCAAGCCUUACGUCCAUUCAUGCACAGCCAUGAGAAUCGGCCCCGGUGGCAAAGCCCAGCCUUUGCACCGCGACGACUACAUCAGCCACAACCAUCAUCCGGAAGUGGGCAGUUGGGACGACGAAAGGGACAAGAAUCGAGAGUCAGCCGUCGGACUGUUUGUGGCUGGGAGCAAAGUCACUAAGGAGAACGGGGGCACCCAGUUCAUCCCCCGAAGCCAUCUUUGGGGUACUGACCGAGAUGUCCCGCCUCGGGUUGAAGAUUGCAUCUACGCGGAGAUGGAGAAAGGCGAUGCCUUCAUCAUGCUGGCCUCUGCUUACCACGCAGGAGGUCACAACACAACAAAGGACGAGAAGCGGUUGGUGUUUGCAACAUUUGUCACGCGGGGAUACCUCCGACAGGAAGAAAACCAGUUCCUGUCAGUUCCCCAAGAAAUCGCAAAACAGUAUGACCGACCGAUCCAGGAGUUUAUGGGAUAUGCCAUUAGCGAGCCAGCAUGCGGAUAUGUUGACCAGUUAGAUCCAAUCUUCAUACUCAGACCGGAGUUGAAAGGUGAUGGUCGGCCAACAGAUUUUUGA